AUGGUUUAUACUAAAUCCAAACAACUGCUUUCAGUUAUGAUAAAUGUUUUCCAGCAAAAAACCUAUUACCUGUUUUUCUUUUAUGGUCAAGAGAAUCUUGAAUUGUGUGUGUAUAUGCAAUUAGUAACCAAUUAUAACAAAUUAGCAUUUACUUUCUUAUACAAAACUGUGAAAGUCAUGACUUUUCAUGUAUAUAAAUGGCUGGACCUUUGCAAGGAAAGCAAAAGAGAAUUGAAUUGUUCCUGGCAGAACAUGGAAGCAAGGUUCAUGAUGAUGGCUGCAGGACAUUCUAGGAACUUCAUAUUAAUGUUAAUGUUGAUGCAAGUGUUUGCUGUCUUAUUAGGAGUACAUGCAGUUGAAGAAUGGAAAACAUUAUCAGAAGAAGAAAACCUGGAGAUGGAAAGACAGCUAAAAGUUAUCAACAAACCUCCUAUUAAGAGUUUCCGGACCGAACAUGGGGAUAUCUUGGAUUGCAUCGAUAUGUACAAACAACACGCUUUCGAUCAUCCUUUGCUCAAGGAUCACAAAAUUCAGAUGAGACCAAAAAGGAUCCCAAAGGAGAUGAAGGGAGGCAAAUCUCCACGCCUUCUGCCCAAGAACAUUAGAUGUCCACCUGGAUCAGUGCUCAUCAAAAGAACUACAAAGGAGGAUCUAAUCAUGGCCAAGAAAAUAAAAGCUUUAGGAUUGAAUUAUCCAACAAGUUCCCGUUUUCACAACACCGGUGCUGCUCCAAAUGGCUUUGGUACAAACCCACGUAACAUUGUUUCUGCUUAUGCUGAAUAUACCAAGCACAAUUUUGGAGCAAAAGCAACCAUGAAUGUGUGGAACCCAAGAGUUUCACCUAACCAAUUUAGCUUUUCUAAUAUUUGGAUUGCAAAUGGCCCUUUAGAGACAGUCAAUGCUAUACAGGCUGGGUGGGGAGUACAACCAAGUCUUUUUUCAAGCAACUACACCCGGCUAAUAACUCUCUGGACUGCAGAUGGUUACAAAAACACUGGUUGCUAUAAUUAUCUUUGUCCAGGAUUUGUACAAGUUAGCAGUGAAAUAAGCCUUGGUCUUGUUCUGAAGGAGAUUUCUACUUAUAAUGGUACACAAGCAGAUAUAGAAAUCAGUAUAUUUAAGGAUGGAGAAUGGUGGUUCACGUUCUUUAACAAAGUUGUUGGGUACUGGCCAGAAAAAGUGUUCACUUACAUGUAUGGUGGUGCCAAUUUUGUUUUUUGGGGAGGGCAGGUUUACAGCCCAUCAAAUGAGCCUAGUCCUGAAAUGGGGAGUGGCCAUUUCCCACAAGAUGGCCAUGAUAGGAAAUCUGGCUACUUCAAGCAGCUGCAACUAUGGGACAAUGUAAAUUUUGUUUAUCCAGAUGGCAACUUUGUUAAGGUCAAUUCUGAUAAACCUCAGUGCUAUAAUGCACAGACUACUCCAGAUGGUGAUGCUAUAGAUCUUUUCUAUGGAGGUCCCGGCCAAUUGUAUAUGAAUGAGUUGCUGAACCCAGAAGAUUUCAGGAAACGCAAGGGGUGGAAAAUUCUUACUGGUGCAAUUUCCUGUUCCACAAGUUUUACAUAUAUGCCAAUCUCUGCUAAGAAUUUGAUAAAGAAGAGGCUGGGUCUUUCCAAAGAGACAGUGUAA
Durio zibethinus is the source of this 1626-nucleotide messenger RNA. Lineage: Eukaryota; Viridiplantae; Streptophyta; Magnoliopsida; Malvales; Malvaceae. The record is from RefSeq and is a predicted model, not a curated record.